AUGGCUGAUCUUGCCUCUAGCCUCGCCAGUAGUCUCUUGAAGAAAUUAGGCUCUUUGGUUUAUCAGGAGCUCUACUUGGCAUGGGGUGUCCAGAGCGACCUGCAUAAACUUGAGAGCACGAUUUCUAUCCUUAAGAUCGUGCUCUUGGAUGCUGAAGACAAGCAAGCAAACAACCCCAUGCUGAGCAUCUGGCUUGGACGGCUUAAAAAUAUGUUAUAUGUCGCAGAGGAUGUGGUAGAUGAACUUAAGUACGAAGCUUUAAGGAAGCAAGCGAUUACGACAUAUGGAAGCACUAUGGCAAAGGUAUGCCAUUUCUUUUGUUCAUUCAUGGCACUUUCAUCCCGUUUAAAAUUGGCUCACAAAAUCAAGGACAUUAGGGAGAGGUUAGAUGAGAUUAAUGCUGAUAAGGUUCAGUUUAAUCUCACUGAGCGGCAUGAAGAGGUGCAUGUCAAUCCCCUGUGGAGGGAGAAGACCCAUUCCUUUAUUGAUCCUUCAACAGUAUUCGGUAGGGAUGGUGACAAAGAAGAAAUAAAAAAGAGUUUGAUGCACCCAAAUCCCACUAGAAAUCUUAAUAUAAUUGCCAUAGUUGGAUUAGGAGGUAUGGGAAAGACCACACUUGCCAAGGUUGUUUACAAUGACAAAUCCGUAGUUAAACAUUUUCAGUUGAGAAUGUGGGUUUGUGUACCUGAGAAUUUUAAUGUUACAAGAUUGGUGAAAGACAUCCUUAAAUCUGCUGGUGGUAGAGUUGAUAAGAAUUCAAGUAAUGAAGAUACAUUGCAGACUAGUUUGAGAGAACUUUUAAAGGAUAAAAGGUUUCUACUAGUUUUAGAUGAUGUCUGGAAUGAAAAUAGAAAUAAAUGGACUGAACUGAGAGAUUUGCUUAAUGGAGGGUCGCAUGGAAGUGUCAUUGUUGUAACGACACGUAGUCACAGGGUUUCUUCCGUUUUAGACCCUGUUUAUACACAUUCUGUAGAAGGUCUAUCAAAAGAAGAAAGUUUGUCUUUGUUUGUGAAAUGUGCAUUCAAGGAAGGAGAAGACAAACUAUAUCCAAAUCUCUUGCCAAUUGCAGAUGAAAUAGUGAAAAAGUGUAAAGGGGUUCCACUGGCCCUGAAGAGUUUAGGUGGUCUACUUUAUUCGAAAGUCGAUGAAAGCGAGUGGGAAUUGGUGAGAGGUAACGAGAUUUGGGAAUUGUAA
Molecule: messenger RNA, 1194 nt
Organism: Juglans regia (Persian walnut)
Lineage: Eukaryota; Viridiplantae; Streptophyta; Magnoliopsida; Fagales; Juglandaceae
Product: putative disease resistance protein RGA4
Exons: 1
Coding region: 1-1194 (397 amino acids)
Biological process (GO): defense response to fungus
Molecular function (GO): ADP binding
Source: RefSeq, a predicted model, not a curated record